CUCACCGGUCUCUCAACCAAAACCCUAACCCUAACCCUAACCCUUGUCCCCGCCGCCCCAUUCCUCCCUCUCGAUCUCCGAUGGCCGCCGCUGCGCGUCCUCUAGUGUCCGUCCAAAUCCUGGAAGGCGACAUGGCCACUGACGGCAACUCCGUCCCCCUUCCCGACGUCCUCAAGGCCCCGAUCCGCCCCGAUGUUGUCCGCUUCGUUCAUGCUGGUCUCUCCCGCAACAAGCGCCAGCCCUACGCCGUCUCCAAGAGAGCUGGUCACCAGACCUCUGCGGAGUCCUGGGGUACUGGUCGUGCCGUAUCCCGUAUCCCUCGUGUUCCCGGCGGUGGUACCCACCGCGCCGGUCAGGGAGCUUUCGGCAACAUGUGCCGUGGCGGUCGGAUGUUCGCACCGACCAAGAUCUGGCGCCGCUGGCAUCGCCGGGUCAACACUGCUCAGCGCCGCCUCGCCGUAGCCUCCGCACUAGCCGCGUCUGCCGUCCCAUCCCUCGUCCUUGCUCGCGGCCACCGCAUCGAGGCCGUCCCCGAACUCCCACUCGUUAUCUCCGACUCAACUGAAUCCAUUGAGAAGACCUCCUCUGCUUUGAAAAUCCUCAAGCAGAUCGGUGCCUCUGCUGAUGCUGAGAGGGCGAAAGAUUCUCAUGCGAUCCGAGCCGGAAAGGGUAAGAUGAGGAACCGCCGCUAUGUCUCCCGUAAGGGCCCCCUGAUCGUGUAUGGUACCGAGGGAUCGAAGAUAGUGAAGGCAUUCCGCAACAUCCCUGGUGUUGACGUUGCGAAUGUCGAGCGUCUUAACCUUCUGAAGCUUGCUCCUGGUGGGCAUGUUGGAAGGUUUAUCAUCUGGACCAAAUCAGCCUUUGAGAAGCUUGACUCAGUGUUCGGAACCUUUGACAAGCCCUCCGAGAAGAAGAAGGGGUGGGUGCUGCCUCGUCCCAAGAUGGCGAAUGCUGAUCUUGGUCGGAUUAUUAACUCCGAUGAGGUUCAAUCGGUUGUUAGGCCGAUUGACAAGACUGUGAAGCGCCGGUCGCUGAAGAAGAACCCGCUGAAGAACUUGAACGCCAUGUUGAAACUGAACCCAUAUGCAAAGACAGCAAGGAGGAUGGCUCUGCUUGCUGAGGCCCAGCGCGUGAAGGCAAAGAAGGAGAAGCUUGAUAAGAAGAGGACUCAGCUUCCAAAGGAGGAAGCUGCUGCAAUCAAGGCUGCAGGGAAGGCUUGGUACAAGACAAUGAUCUCAGAUAGCGACUACACUGAGUUUGAGAACUUCACCAAGUGGCUAGGCGUAACCCAAUAAAUGAUUGAUAAAUUUUCCUCUUGGACAUCGUUAGGGUUUUGCCUUUUUCAUUUUAAAGUUAUCUUUGAGCGUAAAUUUGUCGUUGAACCUGGUAAACAAAUUUGGUAUUUGGUUAUCGUCUUCCUGCUUUCUCCUUGAGAAGUGGGGAGGCGUUUUUUUUUUGAGCAAGUGAUGUUAUGCUGGUUGUUCUUUGUUAGAACCAUUCUUAUUUCAUAGUGUUUCCUAAGACUUGUUGCAAUGUUGUUAGGCUUCUGCUUAAAUCCUUAUCUCCAGGCGGUUGGAUUAAAUACACUGAUGCAUGUAACAUGUCAACCCAUUGCUUAA
Molecule: messenger RNA, 1619 nt
Organism: Dioscorea cayenensis subsp. rotundata (Guinea yam)
Lineage: Eukaryota; Viridiplantae; Streptophyta; Magnoliopsida; Dioscoreales; Dioscoreaceae
Product: 60S ribosomal protein L4-like
Exons: 2
Coding region: 81-1295 (404 amino acids)
Biological process (GO): translation
Cellular component (GO): cytosolic large ribosomal subunit; ribosome
Molecular function (GO): RNA binding; structural constituent of ribosome
Source: RefSeq, a predicted model, not a curated record